GUUGAACAAACACAGCUCACUGCGGAAUCUACAUCUGUCGAGGAGUAGCUCUUUGCUUUUUCAUCAUAUAGUCACAUUUGCACCAGGCAACCAUGGCUCAUUCUGAACGAUCGAAAUGUGCUUCACAGCUGGAGGACUACGCCAAGGCAAAUCCGACAAGGGAUGUCCUUACCAAUGCGCCUGGGACCCCGGUCGGGAACAAACUGGCCUCCACGACGGUUGGACCAAGGGGCCCCAUGCUGAUCAAAGAUUUCGUCUUCGCUGAUGAAAUGGCCCAUUUUGGACGCGAGAGGAUCCCGGAACGAGUGGUCCAUGCUAAGGGCGCAGGUGCUUUUGGCUACUUUGAAUGUACCCAUGACGUGACCAAAUACACCAAAGCGGUUCCAUUUGCCAAAGUUGGCAAGCGGACACCAAUGGCGGCCCGAUUUUCUACUGUUGGUGGUGAAAGCGGUUCUGCUGACACGGCUCGUGAUCCUAGAGGUUUUGCACUCAAAUUCUACACAGAGGAAGGAAACUGGGAUCUUGUUGGAAACAAUACUCCAAUCUUCUUCAUCAGGGAUCCCAUUCAUUUCCCAAGUUUUAUCCACACCCAGAAGCGCAACCCAGUAACUCACCUGAAGGAUGCUGACAUGUUCUGGGACUUUAUUACCUUACGUCCGGAAACCACUCACCAGGUGUCCUUCCUCUUUGGCGACCGUGGGACCCCUGAUGGUCAUCGCCACAUGAAUGGUUAUGGCAGUCACACGUUCAAAUUGGUAAAUGCGGAGGGAAAACCAACUUAUUGCAAGUUUCAUUUCAAGACCGACCAAGGCAUCAAGAACCUGCCUGCAGAUGUGGCAGCUGAACUGGCCGGUUCCGACCCCGACUACGCCAUCCGGGAUCUGCACGAGGCUAUUGCCAAGGGAAACCACCCGUCCUGGUCGGUCUUCAUCCAGGUCAUGUCGUACGAGGAGGCGGAUAAAGUAUCUUUCAAUCCUUUUGAUCUUACAAAGAUUUGGCCACAGAGCAUGUACCCUCUGAUUCCAGUUGGAAAAAUGGUCCUAGAUCGCAACCCCAAAAACUAUUUUGCUGAGGUUGAGCAGAUUGGUUUCUGCCCAGCUCAUUUCAUCCCUGGAAUAGAAGCAAGUCCUGACAAGAUGUUGCAGGGCCGUUUGUUCUCCUACGUUGACACCCUACGACACAGGCUUGGAACUAACUACUUGCAGAUUCCAGUCAAUUGUCCCUACAACUCUAGAGGGUCCAAUUACCAGAGGGAUGGACCUCAGUGUGUCACAGAUAACAAAGGAGGUGCCCCCAACUACUAUCCUAAUAGCUUCCAGGGUCCUAAGGAUGAUCCCAAGUACCUGGAACAUGCUGACAAAGUGACUGGAGAUGUGUUGAGGUAUGAUACAGGUGACGAGGACAACUAUUCGCAAGUCACACAAUUCUGGACUAAGACCCUUGAUGCAGAAGCCAGACAAAGGCUUGUCAAUAACAUCGCUGGCCAUGUCAAGGCUGCUGCACCCUUCAUACAGAAGAGGGCAAUUGAGAACUUCUCAAAGGUCCACCCAGAUUUUGGCAACGGCAUUGCCGAACAACUGAAAAAACACUCCAAGUAGAACUCAAAGGAUUAGAGAACUCCAAGGAUCAGAGCCAACUGUCAAUGAAAAUGGAAAGCAGCUUACGCAAUGACUUAUGCUACAUAACUGAAUUCUUCAGACACUCGGAAAGACAUGAACAGAAUCAGAAAUUCAAAUCUUUAAAUCAUCUCAGGAUCAAUCUUCCCCCAGAGCCUAGUAUAAAGGUGCAAGCCCCUGACAGUCAUCACAAAUCAGGAAACAGAAUUCCUUAAGAAGACAGUUACGGUGACAUAUCUGCAGGCAAACACAAACACUCCCUUUAUCUGCCAAAUAUGUCCCCUUUUGAAGAAUACAUGAUUUCAAAAUAUGACACCAAUGAAGAUUUGAAAUGAUAACAAUUAUAUAAAAUUUAUUCUUGUCUGAGUCAUUUUUACACUUCUGUGGCGAUACAUUGAUAAGUGUGACCUCUCACCGGUCAGUAUAUGUAUCAGCAAACAGUUUUAUCACAACUGCAGCACUUAACAUAGUUCAGACAAUAGUUGAGACAGAAAAACACUUGGAAAUUAGAUGACUCAUACAUAUACAUGUAGGUGAGAUAAACAAGUAGAGAAAUGGGUCAGAUAAAGAGAAUCACAACACAUUUACAGACAUGUACAGUGAACUACAAGGUAUUUAACUGAGAAUAAUGACCUUUAAGCAGUCCUUGAAAGCACUCCUGAAGAUAGGUCGUAAAUGGUUUGUCAAUUUACUUGCUUGCCUAUAUUUAUGACGACGUCCACAACCUAAUGGAUCAUUCAGAUCAAGGUUUAAAUGUAUUGUAAAAAGUGUCAGGAGCCAACCUUGAUAACUUUGAUGUAGCAGUGUACUAAAAUGUGAUCAAAUACAUUUUGUAAUACAGGUGCAUAAUGUCAUAGAAAGUAGGGAUGGUUCCUGACUGAUUUCACAGUACUCAGCGGAUGCAUUAAAUAUACAAAGGCAUAUAAUUAAAACAGACAGAUUUAGUUUAGAAUCGUACAACUUGGAACUUUUAUAAAAUAUUAUUCUCACUGUAUAGAUAGCAGAAAUCUAGGAAAACAUCACACUUAAUAUAAUAAACAAAAGAUUUAGGGACAGGUCUUUCAGUUAUAUCAUUUGGGACACACCUUGCUUUUCUUGGCCUUUUUUUACUGAGAUUCCAUUUGCAUUUUUGUCAAACAGUGCGUAUUUAACAUUGAGAGGACUGUGCUUGAUCAACACUGAUGGGUACAUGAAACCAGAUAUGACAACCAGAGUCUUUGUUAGUUUCAUUAUAAACAUGAAUCAAUACAUGUAACAGUUACCUAGCAAUUGCAAAAGCAUUCAUUAUAAGCAGUUUUUGAACAAUAACUAAAAGAUGGACGGACUAUAUAACACAUACAGUCAUUGACUAUGCUCUCUUCUUAGCGAGGCUGACUUUCUUGCCUUUACUCAAAUCGAGAACAGAUUUGUUUCCUUUACUUCUUGCAGCACUGAUAUUUUCAGGACGCGUAGAUGUGGACUUCACUGAUUCACCUUUUGGACAUUGCUCCCUCAAUUUUUCUGAAAAGAAAAGGAUUGGAGAAUCAUUGUUAAGCUGCAACAGUUGAUUCAAAUCAUCUACAAAUGUACAUGACAUGACUUUCAUUGAGAAAUCAAUAGGACUUAACAACCAAGAAAAUCAAUGCAUGUAGCAACUCCCAAUUGCCAAAAUUUUUGAAGAUGAUUAAAAUGACUAGUACCAA
Lineus longissimus is the source of this 3298-nucleotide messenger RNA. Its product is annotated as catalase-like. Gene Ontology annotation, cellular component: cytoplasm; mitochondrion; peroxisome. The coding region runs from base 93 to 1598 and encodes 501 amino acids. Gene Ontology annotation, biological process: response to hydrogen peroxide; hydrogen peroxide catabolic process. Gene Ontology annotation, molecular function: catalase activity; heme binding. NCBI's taxonomy places the organism in Eukaryota, Metazoa, Nemertea, Pilidiophora, Heteronemertea, Lineidae. The record is from RefSeq and is a predicted model, not a curated record. The transcript has 10 exons.